CAACACUGAAAAAGAAACCCAAUAAAAGGAACAAACAACCUCACUGUUCCUUUUCUUACUUUGAGAGCCAGAAGAGAGAGAGAGAUAUCACACUCAUACAAACAAAGUCUGGCCUUUUUGGGGUUUCAAAUUUGGGGAAUUUAAGAAUUGGGUUUUUACUUUUUAUUUAUUUAUUUUAUUUUAAUCUGUUUGUGUGAGUGAAAAAUAAAUAAAUUUCGAGAUGUAUGUGGCUACUAUGAGAAAGUCUUUCAAGGACUCUCUCAAAGUUCUUGAAGCUGAUAUUCAACACGCUAAUACUCUUGCCUCAGAUUGUCCAAGGGAAUAUGAUGGUGCCUGCCUUCAGAUGAGAAUGUCAUAUAGUCCAGCUGCACACCUAUUCCUCUUUCUGGUCCAAUGGACAGAUUGUAACCUUGCAGGGGCCCUAGGACUCUUAAGAAUCCUAAUUUACAAGGUUUACGUGGAUGGCACAACCACCAUGUCUACCCAUGAAAGAAAAGCAAGCAUAAGAGAGUUUUAUGCGGUAAUUUAUCCCUCUAUAUUGCAACUUCAAAGAGGUGUUACUGAUACAGAAGAUAAAAAGCAGAAAGCAGUAUGCAUGGAGAGGUAUCGAAGGAGAGACGAUGAGGAACAUAGGCAGUGUUCUGAUGUAGAUACUGAAAGAGAGGAAGAAUGUGGAAUAUGCAUGGAAAUGAAUAGCAAGAUUGUAUUGCCCUACUGCAACCAUGCCAUGUGCUUGAAAUGUUACCGAGAAUGGCGAUCAAGAUCACAGUCAUGUCCCUUUUGUCGUGAUAGUCUUAAGAGAGUGAAUUCAGGUGAUCUCUGGGUACUCACAGACAGCAAGGACAUAGUUGACAUGGCAAUAGCGACAAGGGAGAAUCUUAGAAGGUUGUUCCUGUAUAUAGAUAAGUUACCAUUAAUUGUUCCCGAUUCUCUUUUUGACACUUAUGAUUCUCACCUAAGGUGAUUAGCAUGGCCUAAACCCUAAGCCCACCAUCUUUUGUGGUCUCUCUGUGUAGUUCUCUUUCUCUUUUGCUUACAUAAGGACCGAAUUUAUUCGGCACAUUUAGAUCAGUUAGAAUUGCAGUGCUUCCUUCCCACUUCUGAUCGGAAGAACCCAGCCUGCAUUAUUAUGGGCUGGCUGGUGAAGUUGAGAUAAUCUAAUUUGAAGGGUUCAUAAAUUGUAUCUAGCACAUUGUACAUGCUUGUAUAGCUUGGAGGUUGCAUGUUUGUAUAGCUGGGAGGUUGCCUAUAAAGAAGCUUCUCAGAAUGUCUUUUCCUCAUAGAUGUCCUUUUUAAUUGUAACAUGAACUAUAUGAUUUUUCUUGUUCAAUGCAUAAAUUGAUUUCUGUGA
Quercus lobata is the source of this 1351-nucleotide messenger RNA. RefSeq names its product E3 ubiquitin-protein ligase AIRP2-like. Lineage: Eukaryota; Viridiplantae; Streptophyta; Magnoliopsida; Fagales; Fagaceae. Bases 221 to 964 code for a protein of 247 amino acids. Gene Ontology annotation, molecular function: ubiquitin protein ligase activity. The transcript is spliced from 5 exons. Gene Ontology annotation, biological process: protein ubiquitination. The record is from RefSeq and is a predicted model, not a curated record.